Messenger RNA from Arvicanthis niloticus (Nile rat), 2232 nucleotides. It is a transcript of the gene Endou, whose product is annotated as endonuclease, poly(U) specific. Gene Ontology annotation, molecular function: polysaccharide binding; scavenger receptor activity; RNA endonuclease activity. NCBI's taxonomy places the organism in Eukaryota, Metazoa, Chordata, Mammalia, Rodentia, Muridae. Gene Ontology annotation, biological process: immune response. The record is from RefSeq and is a predicted model, not a curated record.
GCCUUCUGUGUCAGGUUGGGGGUGGGGUGUCUGCAUACGCUUUCAACACAUGUGCUUGCCUCAAGGGUGGGAAGCUCAGAACCGGGGCGAAAGCAGGAGGGAAAUCCAAGCAUGGUCGGUUACUUUAUUUUCCUGUGUCACAGCUGAAGAAGGCCCCCCAGAGCCAAAGGCGUUCCUGGAUCCAGAGGUCGAGAUCCCAGCCAGCCACCUGUACUCCUCACCGAGCUCCUGCCAGGGCCGCUGCCGGGAAGCCUACGACAAGCACCACCCUUGCCACUGCAAUGACCGUUGCCUAGAGUUUGGGAACUGCUGUGAGGAUUUUGACAGCCUGUGUGGCGGUGAUCAUGAGGGUUUCUCCUACAGCAGCGAUGCCAUCACCAAGGAGGAGCUUGAGAGUAUUUCUGAGACCAUCUAUAGGGUAGAUGCCAAUAAAGCCAAGAAGGAUGACAUUGUCCUCAACAGUCAAAACCAGAUCUCCUCGUCAGAGACAAGAAACCAAGUGGAUCGAUGCCCAGAGCCGCUUUUCACUUACGUCAAUGAGAAUCUGUUCUCCAAGCCUACCUACGCAGCCUUUAUCAACUUACUCAACAAUUACCAGCGGGCCACAGGCCAUGGGGAGCACUUCAGUGCCAAGCAGCUGGAGGAGCAGGAUGUCUUCCUCAGGGCGGUCAUGAAGACAGCGGUCAUGAAGGAGCUCUAUGGCUUUCUCCAUCAACAAAACCGUUACAGCUCCGAACAAGAGUUUGUGGACGAUUUGAAGAACAUGUGGUUUGGGCUCUACUCAAGAGGCGAUGAAGAAGGGGAUUCGAGUGGCUUUGAACAUGUCUUCUCUGGCGAAGUGAAGAAAGGCAAGGUCAGUGGCUUCCAUAACUGGAUCCGCUUCUACCUGCAGGAGAAGGAGGGUCUGCUUGACUAUUACAGUCACAACUACGACGGGCCUUGGGAUUCCUACCCCGAUGUCCUGGCCAUGCAGUUCAAUUGGGAUGGCUACUACAAAGAAGUGGGCGCGGUCUUCAUCGGCAGCAGCCCUGAGUUCGAGUUUGCCCUUUACUCUCUGUGCUUCAUCACCAGACCAGGCAGAAAGUGCCAUUUGAGCCUGGGUGGCUAUCCUUUGACCAUCCAGACCUACACCUGGGAUAAGACCACCUACGGAAAUGGCAAGAAGUACAUUGCCACAGCCUACGUGGUAUCUUCCACCAGAUAGAGCUUGCCGUCAGCUAGGGUGUGAGGGCAGAGGGCCAAGCAGGGUCCAAGUGCUAUUUGCUCUUUACUGGGGAGGGGAGGGAGGAGCCUGGGAGGAAUCCCAGGGCUUAGUUUUUAAGAGGAAUCUCAAAUCUAGAAAUGCCCACUUAGAGGAAAAAAAAAAAAAGAUAUACUUAGAAAAAUGCAGAGAAUCAGCCAAACCUUUGUCUUCCUGUAUUUUGGCAACUUGAACUAGGAAACAGAGCUCUCUCUGCCUAGAGAAAGGAGCAACCCUCAAGAGCCCUUUAAAGUGCAGUGGGGCCAUGAACAAGUCCUUGGCUUCACACUUCCCUCUAAUGUGAAGGGGAGGGGUCUUCCCCUUUUCCUCCUUGGGGGUGGGAGGGAGGGGUGAGGCUGACAGUACUGUGACUGUGGAGGUGUCUUCAGUUGUUUGUAGGGAGAAGAGGUAGUAGAAAUUCAGGAUUAUCAAGUGGCUUCCAGUGUACACACCCCACAGCUGUGACUCAGCCUUGUGUUGGGUCCCAAAGAAGCAGGCCUUAGUACCACACAGGUGAGUCUUAGAGAAUCAGACCUGUGAGAGUGCAGAGCCAUGGGUGGGGUGGUAAAAGUGGGCUAGGGCAGGUGGUCUCCUCAGUCCUAAAUGUCUGUGUGGCCAACUCAGCAUCUGCUUCUAGAAGUUUCUCCACUUGCAGAUGUUCAGUGUAGUUACAGACAUGUGUUUGAUCCCAUAGUGUCUUGUUUCAUUUUAAAAGAAUUCCCUUCAUAGGAGGACGGCUGAGCAUCAAAGGAAGAAAAGAAUCUAUAACUUAGUGUCAUCGACAAUUAUAUUAAUGUGUAUCCAGCUGCCAUAAUUUUAAACAUUCUGGGCUGGGAGAAGAGGGACCCUGGGGUUUCUAAUUUCAACCCCAAAUGACAUAUUUAGUUUCCCCUCUGAUGUUCAGGAGCCAGAUGUGGCCCCACCAAGCCAGGCUUGUACCACAGCUCAGAGGCAUCAAGUUUCCAAUUAAAGCCACUGGAGAAAACCUGAAA